This is a messenger RNA of Anopheles cruzii, 954 nucleotides long. Its product is annotated as ficolin-2-like. The record is from RefSeq and is a predicted model, not a curated record. NCBI's taxonomy places the organism in Eukaryota, Metazoa, Arthropoda, Insecta, Diptera, Culicidae. The transcript is spliced from 3 exons. The coding region runs from base 1 to 954 and encodes 317 amino acids.
AUGAUUACUACAAAGUUGCAAUCGCUUGAGUAUCAUAUGAUUGAAAAGGAUCUUCAACUAGAGGAUAAGAUCAUUGCUCUGACCAGCGCCAUAGAAAAUCUGUCAAAAUCCGUGGAGAAGAUGACAUGGGUCGUGCAGCAAAACGGUGAUACAACCAAUCACCUCACUUUUAAUGGAAAGUUUAUUGCCCAAAAUUUAACCGCACUGCAACGAGAUAUGCGAGAAGUACUCGCAGGACAGCAAAUGCUUGUAACGCGACAAGAAUUGGUUAAUGAAACUUUGUCAAGUGUUCCACGUGCAAUCAAGUAUACUACCUGUGCCACGCUACCAUUUCGAACAUCGGGUGUGUACAUUAUUCAACCAGAGACACCAUUCAAAGAGCCGAUGACUGUGCUGUGCGAUCAAGAAUAUGAUUCCGGUGGGUGGAUUGUGAUCCAACAUCGCUUCGAUGGCUCAACAAACUUCUAUCGCGACUGGAAGGAGUACAAAAACGGGUUCGGUCAACUUGAGGGCGAAUUUUGGUUGGGCCUUGAUCGCAUCCAUCAGCUGACGACAUCGAAGCCUCACGAACUGGUGAUAUUGCUCGAAGACUUCGAUGGCAAUAGUACAUAUGCAAGGUACGAUCUCUUUGAGAUCGGCGGUGAAAGUCAAAUGUAUGAAUUACUCAAAAUUGCUGGUUAUGCUGGGACAGCUGGUGACUCAUUAAGUGAGUUGAAAGGAAUGAAGUUUACCACUAUUGAUGCAGACAACGACAUUUGGGAGAAAAAUUGUGCGCUACAUUAUACUGGCGCUUGGUGGUAUAAUCAAUGUCAUAAGAGCAAUCUUAAUGGACAGUAUUUAAAGGGCGAAACCAAAGAAUUCGCUACGGGAAUGGUGUGGCAAACUUUUCGUGGAUAUCAUUACGCCCUUAAAUCGGCAAAAAUGAUGAUCAGAUCGAACGUCAAAAACGAUUGA